AUGACAUGGAGGGGCAGUAAGGUUCUCCGAGUCGCUGCUCUGCAGGCUGGACGGACAGGGACAGAUGCCCGUUUUGUUGGCAGAUGGUGGGGCUCUUCCCUCACACAAUUGGGAGCAGACCUAGGCUGUGUCUCCGAAAUUGGGUUGUCCAACUCACAGCUUGCCCCCCUCCUCCUGGAAGGUUUUUCAGAUGCCGGAUUUACAGCCAUCUGCCAUGGGCCUCCUGAAGAGGGAUUGGCCCCUCGUGGCGGGGCUGGUGUCGCUCUUGUAGUACGUCGCUCCAUCAUCUCCACUUGGUCUGAUAUCUCACGGGAUCGCUUAGGGCGUUGCAUUGCAAGCACUCUGUAUCUCUCCUCAGGUCUACCGCUCCGUGUCAUUGGGGUGUAUGCCAUCACUGGAAGCAGCCUGCCGGGCUUUGAAGGCAACGCUUUCCAAGUUGCUGCUGAAUCGCAACUAGUCCGUUUCAUUCAAGAGCAACUUCAAGCAGCUGACGUUCAAGGCAUGACAUGCCUGCAUUGCGUAUGUCUGGGUGUUUGCUCCACUGUGGAGCGCAUGAGUCUGCUUGUGGCCGCAUCCAGCGGCGGCCUCCAAAUUCCCAGCGUCGUUGAAAGCGUGCUAGCGGCUGCUGCUUCGGAUCUGCUGCUCCUCCUCAGUGGUUACACAACAGCAUCCAUCCUUGCCCGGGAUGCGUUACAGGAGGUUCUCUUCCUCCCCGGAGCGGAAGCCACAAAACAGUUCACGUGGGCUUUAGGGCCGACGGCUGAUUGCUCUGACUCCGUGGUCUAG
Molecule: messenger RNA, 786 nt
Organism: Cladocopium goreaui
Lineage: Eukaryota; Dinophyceae; Suessiales; Symbiodiniaceae
Source: the annotation of a GenBank genome assembly